AUGUUGACUUCCGUCAAAAUUCUGACUUUCCUGGCGUUUUGUGUCGUCGCGGGUGAAGCUAUUAGCAGAAUAAGUGGUGAGUUUUUUAGAUUUUGAUGUCAAAAUGUACUUUUUUGAUGAUAGGAUCAUUAAAAAGAUAUUGAUUGGAAUUUUUUAGUGAAAGUCGAUGGAAAGUACACCGUCAGCCAUUACGACGAGGAAGCGCUCAAUGGUUUUAAAUUUACCUUUUUUGGAAUAUUGGAUAGUUUUUUUUCGUGUGCUUCUGCUAGCUUUUCACCAAUCACUCUGGAUUUUUUUUUUUUGAGUUUUCGCGCAAGUAGCUUCACAGUCGGGUGCGCUUUUCCAAAGCUGCAAAAUUUACCUUUUUUGGAAUUUUGAAAAGUUUUUUUUCCUGUGCUUCUGCUAGCUUCAUACGAAUCAUUUUGGAUUUUUUUUUUGGUUUUUCGCGCAAGUAGUUUCAAAGUCGGGCGCACUAUUCCAAAGCGGCUUAUCAUACUUCUUGUAAAGAUAGUUACACUUUUCCAGAAAGACGCCGGGAAAGUAUCAGAGCAUUGAAACAGGCCGGCGUUUCCCAAUUCGCUCUCGACUCCUUGGAAGGAUUCGGCAGAAGAUUCCAAGUAAAUCCAACUUUUUCCCAUCCCUCUAAAAAUCAUCUAACCUCAGGACCUUUACAAAGAAAACCCCAACCUAACUGAGGCCGAAUAUUUCGCCAAGUUCGGUGAAUCGUACUUUGGAGACCUGUUCGAGCUUGUCGGACAUUUCCCGCCAAAGGACAGGGUUAGUGGAUUUUUUGAUCCUUUGUAUUGAAUGAUAAUUUCAGUUGAAAAUCGGCCGAGCCUUCGGAAAACAUCGGAUCAGAUUGGCUCAAGAGUCCACAAACACGAGAUCAAAACCUGCAGGCCGUUGA
Caenorhabditis auriculariae is the source of this 907-nucleotide messenger RNA. The record is from the annotation of a GenBank genome assembly. Lineage: Eukaryota; Metazoa; Nematoda; Chromadorea; Rhabditida; Rhabditidae.